AUGACGACGAUUGCGGUUGCUAUGGUUGCUUCGAUGAUUUGUGCACUCAUGGUGAGGAGUAUGGUCGCGGUGAAUUCUCGCAAUAUGGUCAUGAGCAUUGCUGUACAAAUGACCUUUGCGUUAUUAGGCUCUUACCGUCUAUGGACCUUCACCGCUGCUGUUGGUGUUGGCUUUGAAAUUGAGUACAAGUUUCAGCAAAGGAUGGACGGCGAAUCAUCUUUCGCGUUCUCCUUCAACCGAGUUGAACAAUUUGAUGAAGAAGUUUGCCCAUAUCCACUGCUUCGUUCGUCCGUUAACAUCACAAACGUUCCAGACAUCGAAAGACUCGGACCAAUACCUUGUUACUGCGAUGAUGAAGCUUACGUGGUUGUGGGCACGGAACCAGUCCACAUAACUUCGCCGGAAUUCCCGUUAACGCACUGUUCUGAGGUUAGUACAAUCAGAUUGAACGAUACAAACAAGAAUGUGCGGUUAGUAUUAACUGGAGAUAUUAUGGAGACAGAAUUCGUCACAGAUAAUUCGAUUGGACAGUAUGGUUAUAAUAUGACCGUUGAAUCGAUCCAUCUCCCUAAUGAGUGCCUGUGCCCUCACAAAGGAGUAAAAACUAUGCCAAUCAAAGCCGACGCCAGAAUGGAUAUACCGGAAUACUGUGUGACCGUUUACUGUGAAUGGAUUAUUCCAUCAAUAACACAUGAUAUGGUGAUUUUGAUGCUUUUUUCGAGUAAAUCGAGGGUACUUGCUAGAAAGGAAUGGAAGCUUCCAGAGAAUUCACCACCAGUCACCAUUUCGUACAAGCGUGAUGUGCGAGCAAAUUCGACAUUACCAUCUGCGAUGACAUCGUUUCUCGUCAGUUGGAUGCCCAGUGAAGGAUGUUAUUGUGACAACAGCUCAAUUAAAAUUGCAGUCGUUGGGGAGUGGGAUGUGCUGACAUCGCCCGCGUAUCCUCUGUCAUACUGUAACGACAUGCUUUGCGUCACGAGAAUAGUCGCUCCGGAAGGGUAA
This is a messenger RNA of Haemonchus placei, 1002 nucleotides long. The record is from the annotation of a GenBank genome assembly. Lineage: Eukaryota; Metazoa; Nematoda; Chromadorea; Rhabditida; Trichostrongylidae.